Messenger RNA from Pochonia chlamydosporia 170, 744 nucleotides. RefSeq names its product SYF2 splicing factor. The transcript has a single exon. Gene Ontology annotation, cellular component: post-mRNA release spliceosomal complex; Prp19 complex; catalytic step 2 spliceosome. NCBI's taxonomy places the organism in Eukaryota, Fungi, Ascomycota, Sordariomycetes, Hypocreales, Clavicipitaceae. The record is from RefSeq and is a predicted model, not a curated record. The coding region runs from base 1 to 744 and encodes 247 amino acids.
AUGGCGCCAGCCGACGACCGCAUGGCCCGAUUCAAGGCCCUCCAGGCGCGAGCCAAGACCUCGUCGGAAACCAACUUGAAAGAAGCCACAAAGGAGUCACAAAGAUUGGGAACAGAUCAGAGCCAACUUACCGCCCUGCAACGCAAACAUGACAUCGCAGCGCACAAGCUGCUCAAGGCAGAGAUCCAAGAAUCCGGCAAAGACUUUGAGCGCAAGCGAGCCUGGGACUGGACCGUCGACGAGAGCGAAAAAUGGGACAAGCGAAUGAAGAAGAAGGCCGCGCAUCGCGACAACAAUGCGUUCAGCGACGAACAGCAAGAAAGCAACAAGAUCUACAAGCGCCAACUCAAGAACAUCACUCCGGACAUGGAGCAAUACGAGAAACAAAAGAUGGCUGCUAUUGAGAAGGCAGCCGCCUCGGGCGGCCUCGACAUCGUGGAGACUGAAGACGGCGAACUUAUUGCCGUCGACAAGGAUGGCUCAUUCUACUCCACGGCCGACACUACCACAUUUACACAGAACAAGCCUGAAAAAGCUGCCGUGGACCGGUUGGUCGCGGAUUUGCGACGGGCUGAGGAGCAGAGACUCAAGAAGAGAAAGGAGCGCAUGGCUAAGAAUGGCGAUGACGGUGAUGUCACGUACAUCAACGAGAAGAACAAGCAGUUCAACCAGAAACUUGCACGGUUCUAUGACAAGUACACUGCCGACAUUCGCGACAGCUUUGAGCGUGGCACAAUGAUUUAA